AGCAUCACAGCAGUGUUGUUAUUAGUACGUGUAGUUUUCGUAUUUGGUGCCGCAUUUCAAAACUUUUACUUGAUAACUAACUUAAAUUUGACAUAACGUGGCUCAUUCAGAAGUUUCUUUUCAAGUACACUAGUCAAGAAUAUCUAGCAAGAUUGUUUUUACUUGCCCUCCUGACAGAAAUAGUUUAGUUUUAGCGUUUAUUUUAUUUUAUUUUAUUUUAAGGUUCACCGACAGUUAUUACAUUGAGGCUUACAUCUAUUCAAACAUUAAUUACAUGCUAAAUGUAUAACUAAUUACUGGUAAACACCACAUGCGAAUAAUUUAAAAGCAAAGUCAACGACAAAGCCGACUCAUUUGAACACCUUAUUAUUGUAGAAUAAGGAGCAAACCACGUUGUUGGACGUUGAUCAAUACCAGUGUCAACGUAAACAAUAAUGGCCAAACCCAGAAGCGAAUUUAGGUUCUUUUUCUUCGCUGGUGGUAUAUUUAUUUGCUAUUUCAUAUUUGGAAUGCUUCAAGAGAAAAUAACACGUGGGCUAUACGGAGACAAUGAACAGUUCACUUGCACAUUGUCACUGGUUUUGGUUCAGUGCGUGGUGAACUAUACUUUUGCCCAGAUUUUGAUGCUUUCUUGGAAACACGAGAAGGACACAACUAGAAAGAUUUACUAUUUUUCGUCUGCAUUAACUUAUCUGCUGGGUAUGGUGAGCUCUAACAUCGCCUUACAAUGGAUCAACUAUCCAACGCAGGUUGUCGGGAAAGCAGCCAAGCCCAUACCUGUAAUGAUCCUAGGGGUACUAAUUGGUCGCAAAGUGUACCCUCUUAAAAAGUACCUUUUUGUAUUUCUCAUAGUUUUGGGUGUAGUUCUCUUCAUGUUCAAGGAUCAGAGUAAAAAGGUAGCUCAUGAGAGCCAGGGCUUCGGCAUUGGUGAGCUGAUGCUGUUCCUUUCAUUGACCAUGGAUGGUCUCACUGGAGCUGUGCAGGAACGGAUUAAAAGUGAGUCCUCGCCAUCUGCCUAUUCAAUGAUGGUCAAUACAAAUGGAUGGUCAUCAAUAAUCUUAUCAAUUGGCGUCUUAUUGACUGGUGAGAUCUUCCGGUUCAUCGCUUUUGUGUCCAAGUAUCCUGAAGUACUGGUGCACCUUGCGGGCCUGGCAUUCAUGGGAGCCUUAGGGCAACUGUUCAUAUUUUUCAUGGUGUCAGAAUUUGGGCCUCUCCCGUGCUCGGUGGUAACCACUACGAGGAAGUUCUUCACAGUGCUGGCUUCGGUGCUCAUAUUCGGCAACGUGCUGCUCGGGCGGCAGUGGAUAGGCGCCACUAUAGUAUUCACUGGUUUGUUCCUGGACAUUUUGUACAGCAAAGGAAAAGGUCAGGCGUCGAAAAAGGUAACAGAAAAAUAACUUAUGUAAUUAAUUUCGAACAAAUAAAUUUUUACGAAUCAAAGUUACAUUAUAUUUUAAAUUGGCUGUUUUAACUCACAGAAAAACAAGUAAAUAAAUUUACAUCACUGAAUUUAAAGCUACCAAGAAUAAAACAAUGAAAACAAAAUAGCUCGAACGAGUUUGUGAAGUGUAAUAGAAAACCGUGAUACUAGUGCAAUGGAUAAAUUAUGCAUAUAGAGAAAUGAUAUUGUAUUUUUAUACUUAUAUUAUGAUUAAAAAUAAACUGUAUGUAUAUAAAAAAGUGCCAGGGGUCAAAUGCACUGUUAUUUUAAGUACCUAUAUGAAAUAAAAAAACCUUAUUCCAAAGCUGUAAACGA
Cydia strobilella is the source of this 1756-nucleotide messenger RNA. RefSeq names its product solute carrier family 35 member B1 homolog (gene meigo). The transcript is spliced from 7 exons. Gene Ontology annotation, cellular component: endoplasmic reticulum membrane; Golgi membrane. The coding region runs from base 435 to 1397 and encodes 320 amino acids. Gene Ontology annotation, molecular function: UDP-glucose transmembrane transporter activity; UDP-galactose transmembrane transporter activity. The record is from RefSeq and is a predicted model, not a curated record. Gene Ontology annotation, biological process: UDP-galactose transmembrane transport. NCBI's taxonomy places the organism in Eukaryota, Metazoa, Arthropoda, Insecta, Lepidoptera, Tortricidae.